Lasiodiplodia theobromae is the source of this 708-nucleotide messenger RNA. Its product is annotated as Dual specificity mitogen-activated protein kinase kinase 1 protein. The coding region runs from base 1 to 708 and encodes 235 amino acids. The record is from RefSeq and is a predicted model, not a curated record. Gene Ontology annotation, cellular component: autophagosome; cytoplasm. Lineage: Eukaryota; Fungi; Ascomycota; Dothideomycetes; Botryosphaeriales; Botryosphaeriaceae. The transcript has a single exon. Gene Ontology annotation, biological process: autophagy; protein autophosphorylation; peptidyl-serine phosphorylation. Gene Ontology annotation, molecular function: protein serine/threonine kinase activity; ATP binding.
AUGUACCCCGUCACGGAAUACAACCUGAGCGAGUUCAUGGACGAAGAAGUGGAUCCUGACUUGCCGAAGACCUUGCGUUCCUUCCUCCCUUGCCUGGCCAACACCUUGACGUUUCUUCACGACAAGCACCAUAUCAAACACAUGGACAUCAAGCCCGAAAACAUACUCGUCCGGAGCAUUCAAAACAGUACGAAAAAGCAUCAUUCUGGCGCGUACAAGGUGUACCUCGCCGACUUUGGCAUCUCCCGCUCCUACGCGUCCCCCGAGGAGUCCGAGACGAACUCCAUCACCAGUUUCACCCCGCUCUACGCAGCGCCCGAAGUAGUGAGCCAAGAGCUGCGCGGAUUCAAGGCCGACGUUUUCUCCCUCGGCUGCGUCUUCACGGAGAUGAUGGCCACCAUAUGCUCUUUUCGCGACGCUCUCGAGGAGAUCAGGGAGCGGAGUGGCAGACGCCCGUUCCACGCCAAUCUCGCCGCCAUCCAGAAGCUUCUGAGCGCGAUUUAUUCUGGGGAGGAGGAGCACGAAUACACGUACGGCCAUGUUCUCCCGAGACCGUGCAUUUGGUACGCCCGCUGCAUGAUCAAUGAUCAGCCUCAAAACAGGCCGAGUGCGGCGAGGGUGAGGGACUUUCUGGAGGUUGACGGGCUCGUCUGCAACGCUGAACUGCCCGAGGCUUUCGAGGUGGCGCAGCCUCUGUCGGAAUGCUGA